Molecule: messenger RNA, 2290 nt
Organism: Papaver somniferum (opium poppy)
Lineage: Eukaryota; Viridiplantae; Streptophyta; Magnoliopsida; Ranunculales; Papaveraceae
Exons: 10
Coding region: 663-1163 (166 amino acids)
Source: RefSeq, a predicted model, not a curated record
CUGAACCUCCAAGCCUAUUUUUUCUUCUCAAAAAUUUUAGUGAGAUUUGGGAAACGCAAUUUCUUCUAUCAGAUCUUCUCUCAGAUUUCUUCUCUCACAUAAAACUUCUAUCCAAAAUUAAUUUGUUUUCGAACAUCCCAGAACAGUAUCAGUCUCACCAAUUCAACAUACAAUUUUGAGUUGCAUGACAAGAAGAGGCUGUUGCACCUUUUUUGGUGUUAUAUCAAACCUAAUUUCAUGUUGUUCACAAAUGGUGCCAUUUCAAUGACCUGAAGUGGAUUGGCUUUGCGGCUUAAAUAGUUUUGUAUCUAAGUUGUUCCUCCUGCUGAGUAUCUAAAUUGUCUUGCUGCACUUAUUCAAGCCAUAACGUUGACGCUGAAAUAGCUACCCAAAUAGAGAGAAAAAUGGCAUCACGGGUGACCUGCACAAUCCGUUUCCUGACGUUUGCAACCUUUCUGAUGCAGAUGUGUUUGGUUUCCAUACAAAUGGCAAUCCACAGUCCCUGUUACAUUUAUGCACAACUACAUCUAUCAAACCAGCAAUCACAGGAAGAUUGUAAGAAAUAGUGUGACUGGCCCGGAAUUUGGAAUACCAUCCUAAACUACAGGUGAGUUUGUAACAAAGCUAAUUCAGUUAAACAAAGAGAAAAUGCAAAAACAAAGAUGGGAUGUAGCCAUGCAAGUAGAAAAUAUUCGCACAUCAAAAAUGAAAGGAACGAAAACAAGGAAGAAUACAUCAAAGGCCAAAAAAGUAUGAAGCAGCGAACAACAACUAAUGGUUUGUUCUUGGACACAAAUUAUCCAUGUUUAUCUAUAUAUGGCGAGAUGGAUCGUGACUUAGAUUACGCGAUUAAACAUUUAGCAAGGAAUGGUGUUCUGAUUGACUUCCAUGAUAUGAAGCCGAUUGAGGACCGGCUGAUUGUGACUGAUUUGGGGAAGGAAAAAUACGUUGCUACUCCCGAGAAAGACCGACAAAUGGGAGACAGAAUUUAUCUUAGUUUGCACUAUAGGCCUCAAUGGAAACAAAAACAUAAGAUUGUUGUACGUGCUCCUCAUUGGCGACACAUGCUCCUCAUAAACACUUUUACAUUCUCAAACGUGGUGAAGAAAAUGUACCCUACAAAUGGAAAGACGUCAAUUUCCCAUAUAUGCAACGACUAUUAAUAAAUCACUGGGACAAUCGGUGAAGUAUGUGGGCAUUGAUUUACAUACUCCAGUAUUUAUCCAUGGUCAUCUAUAUGUCGCAUUGUCUAGGUGUAGUGCUGCAAGGAGAAUUACUUUAUUUUUGACCCUCAAUGAAUCAAAGAAAGGCCGGGAUGGAGUCUUGGAAAGAAAAAUAGUGGUGGUGAUUUUGUAGUCCAACAAAGGGAAGGUUUCCUCCGUCCGUUUCCAUAGGUAUAGACUUAUCCACCGUCCUUUGUGUUUCAUAAAACACAAAUCCUAGAAAAUUGAAAACCGCUCAGUCGAGAUUGAACGGACGCAAAGAAACCUCCUUUUGUUUCGCCCCAUUUUGCUUAGGUGUCUUUUAUACAAGUUGUUCUUAUAACUUCCUAAGAUAUGCCAAAACUGCAAAUCGUUACGCUAUUAGUCUAAACGUCAAAGAAAAUAAGGAUUACGUUAUCUUAAAACUCAAGUUUCAGUUUGUGAAUCCGAAUAAAUUCCAUUUUCAUACAUUAUCAUCGGAUAUCGUGAAUGUAAAAAAAUAUCGGAUCGUCAUCAAAAUCGAAGUUUAAGAGAGGCGAUUCAAUCAUUUUUUCGUUCAGAUUGUUUGUUUCUCAUAGUUUCGGUUAGGAUCUGUAAGUAGUUUCUAUCAUUUUAUCUGUUAUGAUUUUCUUUUCUUUUUUGAUAAUUAUGAGAUACUGGAUCGUUUUGUAUUUGUCGAAUCUUUGAUUCGAUUGUUUUGAAAUGGAAGGGAGAAUCCACAUGACGUACAGGGAGAUCAGCAGUUGUCAGUUUUUUUAGAUUUUUAGUUUCGAAUUUGCUUUUCUGAUCACUUAUUCACUAUCAAUAUUGUUUCUUUUAGUUCUAAAUGAUUGUUUUUUCUUUUCUUUUUGGGUGAUGUUCAGUUUUCAUCAUUUAUGUUCAUUCAUCCUAUUUGUAAUUGAUUUCUUAAUGUUUGUUUAUAGUAAUCAACUUCAAUAUUACGAUCAAAAUGUGAACUUUAUCCUAAAAUCAGGUUGUUGUUUUUUGAAUUCAUAUCCUAUGUGUAGUUCAGGAAUGGUAGAUCGUAUAGGUUGUUGCAUCCUUGGAAAUUAUAAAGCUUCACGGUGCAACUUCAACGUCGACAAAAC